Molecule: messenger RNA, 543 nt
Organism: Panicum hallii
Lineage: Eukaryota; Viridiplantae; Streptophyta; Magnoliopsida; Poales; Poaceae
Product: proline-rich receptor-like protein kinase PERK2
Exons: 1
Coding region: 1-543 (180 amino acids)
Source: RefSeq, a predicted model, not a curated record
AUGGCGCCGCCGUCGUCGUCACCGUCGCCGCCACAGCAGUCUCCUGGAACCGUCCAGCGCCGUCAGCUGGGGAGAGGGGGAGCCGGCUCCGCCCAGAGGCAGCAUGACGGCGGCCGUGCUCUACCACCCCGACCGACGCUCGCCCAGAGGCCCACCUGCACGCCGAGCUCAGACCGCCCUGCUCUGCCUGCCCGCACGCACUGGCCUCACGCCCGGGUCCGCCCACCCGCACUCCCUGGCCUCACACCACAGGCCACCUGCUCCGCCCGCCCGCACGUCGAGAUCCGCCGCCCGCCCUGGCGUCCCGCCGAGAUCCGCCACCCGCCGCGCUCCACCAGGCCGCCCGCCAAGCUCGGCCUGCCUGCCCGCAAUGCUACACCGACCGACCCACCGCCGGCAUCCGCGCUCGGUAGCCGCGGUCCGCUCACCCGGACGCUGCCCGCCCGCCGCCUGAACACCGCCCGCCGCUGUGUGGGAGUGGGGAAUUUUGGGGAACGAUUCGAAAUGGCCAAGUUCAACUUCUGUUCAGGGAUCAUGUUAUAA